AUGGUCAAAGUGAGGGUCUCCACGCCGUCGGCACCCUGUCGCAACCUCACCGCAGGCCACGAGGCCGCCCAACCUUCCUCGCCCUCCGCCUCCGCCUCGCAGCGGGGGUUUCCCACGCCCGGCAGCAUCGCGGAAGGGAAAGACCACCAGGCCGAGGAGGCGACCUUUACCAAUGGCGCGCCGGUCAACACCAGCCUCCUCCUCCUCCUCCUCCUCCGGAACCUCCGCGGCGCCGUCAUCGACGUGGACCUGCCGUCGGACCUCUCGGCCGCCUCCCGCAUCUUCACGUGCCGCGCUGGCGGCGGCGACGGCCGGCACUUCAUCGUGUCCGCCGAGUGCGUCCGGGAGGAGCAUCCCGGAUUUACGCUCGUCCUCGACCGGGUGCUGAGCGAGGCCGGAGUGGCGCACGUCUACGCGGCCAUCCCGUUCUGCUGCUGGCCGGAGCAGGUCAAGCUGGGCUACCCGACGUAUACGGACCACCCCGACACUGCUUGCCGCGCGGUCGAGAGGAUGCUGCGGAGGGGCACGCGCGUCACGGUCGAGACACGCUUUGCAAACGAGUCCCACGCGAGACGGGCCGUUGCGGGGCUCGACAACAAGGACUUGCCGACGACGGAGGACCUCAAGAUGACGGCACAGCUCGUCACGUCGGCCGCGUUCGAAAUCGAGGAGGACCGGGUGGUAGCCAACAACAACAACAACACCCUGCAGCGGUACCUCGACAGACAGGCAAAGGUCUGGGAGGCGGAGCUCGUCGCGGUGCUCUCGCGUAGGCAGGACGGAUAUAUCUUGCUGGAGCUGCAAGGGCCCGACGGCCAGGCGGUGGCCCGGGCUAAGGCGGCGCUCGAGCGGAUCCUGGAAGGCGAGCUGCUGAGCCUGCGGGAGGACGCCGCGACCACCUCCCUCGCCAACAGCCGGCAGACCGUCACCACGCCCGUCCCUGGGCCUGUUGUUGCCGCCGACACAGCAGAGUCGGACAGCAGCGACUGCCCGGUCUGCUUGACCCCGGCCGAGGGCGCAAUCCACACGUCGUGCGGCCAUGUGUAUUGCGCGACCUGCUUCGUCGCGGUGUGCAGCCCUGCGGCCCUCUCCCCCUCGGCCUCCGCGAUCACCUGCAUCGGCAACGGGGCCACGUGCGGCGUCGCCUUCCCGCUCGCCGAGCUGCAAUCCCUCCUCCCGCCCGCCACGGUCGAAGGCAUCCUGGCCGCCUUCGCGACGGGGCACGCCUGCUACAACCACCUGGUCGGCUGUUGUAUCUUCAAAUACCAUCGAAGCCCUACUCUCACAAUACCUCCAUCGAAGAUUGCCGCGUCCAUCGUCGAGCUUGUGACCUAGUGUGAAUGGUAUUCCCAUUUAGCCGUAUCCAGCUGGCUG
Molecule: messenger RNA, 1374 nt
Organism: Chaetomium strumarium
Lineage: Eukaryota; Fungi; Ascomycota; Sordariomycetes; Sordariales; Chaetomiaceae
Exons: 5
Coding region: 1-1335 (444 amino acids)
Source: RefSeq, a predicted model, not a curated record